AUAAAAUAGAUAUACCUAUGACCGAAAAAGAAAAAGAAAAAGAAAAAGAAAAAAAAAAAAGAAACGAAGAAGACGAAAUAUACCCACAUUUCAGAAAAUAUGUUCAAUCCGACUUUAAUUUUACGUAAAUGGAAUACCUAUGCGGGUGGCCAAACUGAAUAUUUUACCCUGGGCCAAAUUGAAUGGCUGCCACGACGACGUAUUGCUCUAUCCCCGUCCUACCAGUCGCUCAGACAAUAUAAGGCCUUUCAUUCGUUCACCUAAUUAUAUCCUCCAUUAUCAGAGCAUUAAUAAAAUGCUGAAAUCAACCUUUGCUCCUAUUUUCUCGGCCUUUCCCGCCAAACACAGAACCCGACAACCUUCUUCCACCGCCGUUUUUAGAGUUUUCGCACAUACCCCAGAAAGUGUUCAACAAAAUGCCUCAGCCAACUCCCACACUAGCAUUCUUCCACCAUACCUGUUCCAUCCUACUUCAGCUUACGUCCACCUCCCUUUCUGUCGAAAAAGAUGCCAUUACUGUGACUUCCCAAUCGUCGCUCUUGGCUCUUCUUCGACCCAAAUCGACGACGACCCACGAAUCGUCAACUAUAUGCAGUUGCUUUCUCGGGAAAUCAAUGCUACGAGACCAGGAACUACGACAAACCCACCUCUGGAAACGGUGUUUUUUGGGGGUGGUACGCCUUCUCUUGUGCCGCCGAGUCUUGUUUCGUCGAUUUUGGAGACGUUGAGAUUGAAAUUUGGGCUGUGUUUGGAUGCUGAGAUAUCAAUGGAAAUGGACCCUGGGACUUUUGAUGCUAAGAAAAUGAAAGAGCUAAUGGACUUGGGUGUCAACAGGGUCUCCUUGGGAGUUCAGGCAUUUCAAGAAGAGUUACUGAAAGCUUGUGGGAGAGCACAUGGUCUCAAGGAGGUUUAUGAGGCUAUUGAGACUGUUAAGUCUUGUGGAGUUGAGAAUUGGAGUAUGGAUCUUAUCUCUUCUCUACCUCAUCAAACUCCAGAAAUGUGGGAAGAGAGUUUGAGGCUCACCAUUGAGCAACAACCCCAGCAUGUGUCAGUAUACGAUUUGCAAGUGGAGCAAGGCACGAAAUUUGGAGUGUUGUAUACACCAGGGGAGUUUCCAUUGCCCUCUGAAACACAAUCAGCUGAUUUCUAUAAAAUGGCUUCAAGAACACUUUCUGAUGCGGGUUACAACCACUAUGAAAUCAGUAGCUACUGCAAGAGCGGGUUCGAAUGCAAACACAACUUCACUUAUUGGAAGAACGAACCAUUCUAUGCUUUUGGCCUUGGUUCUGCUAGCUAUGUUGGUGGGUUGAGAUUUACAAGGCCAAAAAAGAUGAGAGAGUACAUGGGUUAUGUAGAGAAUUUGGAGAAUGGUUCUGUGGGUUGUAAUGAGAACAUUCAUAUUGAUGGCAAGGACAUGGCCAUGGAUGUUGUCAUGCUCUCUCUUAGGACAGCAAGAGGUCUAGAUUUGAGAAGCUUUGCAGAAGCAUAUGGUGAUUCUCUUGUUCAUUCUCUUUGCGAGUCCUAUAGACCCUAUGUGGAAAGUGGUCAUGUAGUUUGCUUGAACGAACAGAGACGGGCACUUGCUGCAGAUGAAUUCAAUUCAGUACUUUUUAAAGAGGACAAAGAUCAAGCGAAAAUGGCAUAUAUUUGGCUUAGUGAUCCGGACGGUUUCCUUCUAUCAAAUGAAAUGAUAUCACUUGCAUUUAGGGUGAUAUCACCGUAGCCCCUGAUCCAGCUUGAAGCUUGGAGCUGUUUUUACAAAUACAUUUUAUGGAUGCUCGAAAUUUGACCAACCAUUCCAUUACAUUAUUCAAGGAUGGCCUGUUGAAGUGGUAAUGCAACAAAAAAUUUUUGAUAAAGAAAGAUUUUUCUGCAUCCGACGCACUAUGAAGCAAAGCAAAUGAGAAAGAAACCAAUGAGAAAAAAGGGACCACUGUUUCCAUGUUAUCCGAAAGUUAAUACAGAUUUUCUACUAGGGACAAGUUUUUUAGAGUGUAUUUAGGAUAACCUCAAACUCCUGUCAUAUGUUUUGUUUAAUUAUGAAUUACAAUUAACUGUGGAAUUAUACUUUGUUGUAAUAAGGUUAAGAAGCAUGUUUUGAUUAAUACAAAUAUUUUUAUAAUCUGACUCCUUUCACAGCUA
Molecule: messenger RNA, 2142 nt
Organism: Ziziphus jujuba (common jujube)
Lineage: Eukaryota; Viridiplantae; Streptophyta; Magnoliopsida; Rosales; Rhamnaceae
Exons: 2
Coding region: 140-1723 (527 amino acids)
Biological process (GO): porphyrin-containing compound biosynthetic process
Cellular component (GO): cytoplasm
Molecular function (GO): 4 iron, 4 sulfur cluster binding; coproporphyrinogen oxidase activity
Source: RefSeq, a predicted model, not a curated record